Molecule: messenger RNA, 1159 nt
Organism: Paramacrobiotus metropolitanus
Lineage: Eukaryota; Metazoa; Tardigrada; Eutardigrada; Parachela; Macrobiotidae
Product: skin secretory protein xP2-like
Exons: 3
Coding region: 1-846 (281 amino acids)
Source: RefSeq, a predicted model, not a curated record
AUGUCGGAGGGCUAUCCGGGGAUGUCCGUCAAUCUCCCGCAGCAACAGCCCCCGCCCUUUCAGCCGCAGUUCGCCGCGCUACAGCAGCGCGGCUUCGGAGGCGCGGCGGCCCCGGGCUACUUCGGCCCGACGCAGCUGUGCCCGUCCGGAAUGAUUUCGGUGCCGGCGCCCAUGGGCGGGCAGCCGCCGGCGGGGUACCAGGCACAUUUUGCCGGCGCGGAGAGAGCUGGAGCGACCUUCGGGAUCGGGACGCAGGAUGAAGGCGGACAGAGCGGACAGAUGUCGCAGCCGCACACUGUAUCCCCGCAGCCACCACCAUCCAUUCCGCCGCCCCCGAUGCAGGGCCAGACGUAUCCCGUGCCGCAGGAAGGCUAUUCCGGCGUGCAGCCGACGCUGCCGCAGCAGCGUACCGCGCCCAUGCCGUCAGGUGAGAGUGUGUACGGGCCGAACGUGGCGGCCGGCCAGGGACCGCAGCAACGCCCACCGCUGUCCUAUGCGGCAGCUGUCCAGUUGCCGGCCUCGCCGCAUCUGAGUCAGCCGCGGAGCACGGCGCCCGCGCAUUCCGGGCCGCGGGCCACGGUGCCGUCGCCAGCACUGCAGCAGCCGCCCCGGGGGCACGGUCAUCAGUCCGGACGCCAGCCGCCGCCCAGCGCGGGCCACUACCGGGCCGGCAAUCCGAACGCAGGCCAGGCUCGCGGCCCCAGCAUGCCCAGGGGCCAGGGCCCCGCCGGGGCAGCAGUACGCGGGGAGGGGCGCGCAGGCCAACCAGACGCGCAGUCGUCCGCGCGGGAGACGGGGAUGAGCAUGUCGACGGCCGUGGAGACACGCUGCCCCGCCGUCGUUUGAUGCGGGUGGAGUGGAUUCCACGGGACGCUGGCUGUUGGUUGUUUUCUUACUGAUCUCUGUUACUCCGGCCUUUUUUUCCCAAGCUGUCCUUGUUUCUGAUUUGUUUUCUUGGCCCCCCUCUUUUUGUCCCUGACUCAUCUCACUGGCGGAUCUGCUCUCCAUUUUCUUUCAUUAUUUUGUUUGUUUUGUGUUGAGCAUUUAAUAGUGGCGACUGGCGCGUCCACUUGUUAUUCUAGAAUUAAUUUGUAUCGAGAAUCGAUGGUCAGGAGAAGCGCACGUCAUUCGGCGCAAGUUACGCGAUGUGGCAAUUAAA